Condylura cristata (star-nosed mole) is the source of this 1452-nucleotide messenger RNA. It is a transcript of the gene GEMIN5, whose product is annotated as gem (nuclear organelle) associated protein 5. Gene Ontology annotation, molecular function: protein binding. Bases 1 to 1452 code for a protein of 483 amino acids. The record is from RefSeq and is a predicted model, not a curated record. Lineage: Eukaryota; Metazoa; Chordata; Mammalia; Eulipotyphla; Talpidae. The transcript has 10 exons.
AUGCGCCCAAGCCGCUUCGGCAUCUCCCAGCCGGCUUUUCUUGGGGACACUUCCUUCGCUGCACAGCCGCCAGCAGCACCUCGAAACGUCUCUGCUGGUCCUUCAGUUUCUAAGCCGCUGAAGCCACAAGGGCUGCCUGACGAGCGUCUCUGGGCCGAGAUCCCAGAUCUGCCGUGCACGACACGCAUGCAGCCUUCAGUAAGACACAACACGUGGCGGGACACUGGGGCCCAGGCUCCAUCCCUCGUCGUAGGAGAGUUGGUGGGUCACACGGAGAGGGUCUCCGGCUUCACGUUUUCUCAGCACCCGGGGCAGUACCACCUCUGUGCCACUAGCUCCGACGACGGGACCGUGAAAAUCUGGGACGUGGAGACCAAAACGGUGGUGACCGAGCACGCCCUCCACCAGCACACCAUCUCCGCGCUGCACUGGUCUCCGCGGGUGAGGGACUUGAUCGUGUCCGGAGACGAAAAGGGGGUCGUGUUCUGCUACUGGCUUCACAGAAACGACAGCCAGUACCUCUUUGUAGAACCCAGGACGAUUUUCUGCCUUACUUGUUCACCUCAUCAUGACGACUGGGUCGCAGUCGGCUACAAGGAUGGCAUCGUGGUUAUCAUCGACCUCAGUAAGAAGGGGGACGUGAUCCACAGGUUCCGGGGCCACGACGACGAGGUCCACUCCAUAGCCUGGUGCCCCCUGCCCGGGGAGGACUGCUUGUCCAUACAUCAGGAGGACAGCCCAGACGAGCCGGAGGGCCCCCAGGGCACAGCCGCGGCGCCGGGCCCCGGCUGCUACCUGGCCACGGGCAGCAGAGACCAGACCAUCCGCCUGUGGAGCUGCUCGCGUGGCCGCGGGGUGACGGUCCUGAGGCUGCCCUUCCUGAGGAGAAGAGGCGGCGUCGACCCGGCCGUGAGGGAGCGCCUCUGGCUGGCGCUGCACUGGCCCGAGGACCGGCCGACGCAGCUGGUGUCCAGCUGCUUCGGGGGCGAGCUGCUGCUGUGGGACCUGGCGCAGCCCUGGCGGCGGAGGCACACGCUCUUCAGCGCGGCCGCGGAGGGCCAGAACCACUCCCGCAUCGUGUUCAACCUGUGUCCUCUGCGCACCGAGGACGGCCAGCAGCUGCUGCUGUCCACCUCCAUGGACAGAGACAUCAAGUGCUGGGACAUGGCCACGCUGGCGUGCUGCUGGACGCUGCCCUCCCUCGGGGGCUUCGCCUACAGCCUGGCCUUCUCGCCCGUGGACGCCGGCUGCUUGGCCGUGGGCGUGGGGGACGGCACGAUCCGCGUCUGGAACACGCUGUCCAUAAAGAACAACUACGACGUGAAGCAUUUCUGGCAGGGCGUCAAGGCCAAGGUCACCGCGCUGUGCUGGCACCCGGCCAAGGAGGGCUGCCUGGCCUUCGGGACGGACGACGGGAAGGUGGGGCUGUACGACACCUACGCCGGCAGGUGA